Molecule: messenger RNA, 984 nt
Organism: Aspergillus melleus
Lineage: Eukaryota; Fungi; Ascomycota; Eurotiomycetes; Eurotiales; Aspergillaceae
Product: D-mandelate dehydrogenase-like dehydrogenase
Exons: 7
Coding region: 1-984 (327 amino acids)
Cellular component (GO): cytosol
Molecular function (GO): hydroxypyruvate reductase [NAD(P)H] activity; glyoxylate reductase (NADPH) activity; NAD binding
Source: RefSeq, a predicted model, not a curated record
AUGCCCUCCGCAUUGCUGAUCGGUGCCAUUACCCACGCCCGCAAGGAGUGGGAGGACCUCUCGUCGCUGUUGACGCUGAAGGAAUUCCCCGAGGGAACGCGCGAGGAUUUCAUUCGCAAUUGCAAAGACGGGCAGUACGAUGAUGUGCUGGUGAUUUAUCGGUCCAAUGCAUCCACCAAGUUCACCGGCCCCUUCGACGCAGAACUACUCUCUGUCUUACCCAAGUCUCUGAAAUAUAUCUGUCAUAACGGCGCCGGGUACGAUAAUGUGGAUAUCCCGGGGUGUACGCAACGCGGGAUUCUGGUCUCUAGCACGCCUGUCGCAGUUAACCAUGCGACGGCCGACGUGGGCAUUUUCCUUAUGAUUGGCGCUUUGCGACAGGCUUACGUGCCGUUGGCUGCUCUGCGGGCUGGCCAAUGGCAAGGAAAAGCGACUCUGGGCCGCGAUCCUCAAGGCAAAGUGCUAGGAAUCCUUGGUAUGGGAGGCAUCGGUCGGGAAAUGGCCAACCGCGCAAAAGCCUUCGGCAUGAAGAUCCACUACCACAACCGAUCCCGACUGUCGCCUGAGCUAGAAGACGACGCUACAUACGUGUCGUUCGACGAGCUUCUGGCGACCUCAGACGUACUGAGCUUGAACCUGGCCCUGAACGCCAAAACCCGACAUAUCAUUGGCGAGAAGGAGUUCCAGAAGAUGAAGGACGGGGUUGUGCUGGUCAACACGGCCCGGGGCGCGCUGAUUGAUGAGAAGGCGCUGGUGACGGCGUUGGAGUCGGGCAAGGUCUUGUCGGCGGGAUUGGACGUGUAUGAGAACGAGCCGGUCGUGGAGCAGGGGCUGGUUGACAACCCUCGGGUGAUGCUGUUGCCGCAUAUCGGAACCAUGACAUACGAGACGCAGAAGGACAUGGAGUUGCUGGUGUUGAAUAACUUGCGCUCGGCGGUGGAAAAGGGCGAGAUGAUCACGUUGGUACCGGAGCAGAAGUCGUAG